Oncorhynchus gorbuscha (pink salmon) is the source of this 2859-nucleotide messenger RNA. Its product is annotated as partitioning defective 3 homolog B-like. NCBI's taxonomy places the organism in Eukaryota, Metazoa, Chordata, Actinopteri, Salmoniformes, Salmonidae. Gene Ontology annotation, molecular function: phosphatidylinositol binding; protein binding. The record is from RefSeq and is a predicted model, not a curated record. Gene Ontology annotation, biological process: establishment or maintenance of epithelial cell apical/basal polarity; establishment of centrosome localization; intracellular protein localization. Gene Ontology annotation, cellular component: adherens junction; cell cortex; apical junction complex.
AUGGUUCAGACCCCAGCCUCUAGACAUGGUUCAGACCUCCAGCCUCUCAUCCUGGUUCAGACCCCAGCCUCUAGACAUGGUUCAGAGCCCCAGCCUCUAGACAUGGUUCAGACCAACCAGCCUCUAGACCUGGUUCAGACCUCCAGCCUCUCAUCCUGGUUCAGACCUCCAGCCUCUAGACAUGUGUUAAUAUGUUGUUAUGACCUACAGGGGGUGAACCAUGGACUGGACAAGACCGGAGGACACAGAGCUGAUGUCUCGACUACCAAACUCAACACAUUCUCUCUCAGCAGCCUGACCAAGACAGUGGAGAUCUCAGGAGAACACGGUCCUCUGGGGAUCCACGUUGUUCCUUAUGUCUCCUCUCUCAGCGGACGGGCUCUGGGCCUGCACAUUCGUGGUGUGGAGGAGAACAGUCGUUCUAAGCGAGAGGGGAUCUUCCAGGACGAUGAGUGCAUUGUUAAAAUCAAUGAUACAGAGUUAAUGGACAAAUCCUUCACUCAGGCACAGGAAGUGUUCCGUCAUGCUAUGCGGUCCCCCAUGGUGCGUCUGGAAGUAGUUCCUGUCUCCAACAGGGAGAGGUACGAGAAGAGCCUGAUUGGUCAGCUCUUCAACCAAUCAGGCAGUCCCAAAGCCACACCCAAGACUUCCUCUAAGGAGCCUCCUUCAAUCAAACCUGCCUUUAAGCCCUCUGACUCUCCUACUGCCCGAAUGGCUGAGGACAGCAGCAGCCUAGAGGGCCGACCAAUGGGAUCCCCCCAUCUCGCCCACCCUGUCCCCGUCAGCCUAUCGCCUGUCCCCAAGGAGAAGAGUGACAGCCCACUCCUGAAGAGGAGUCCCACCUUCUCUACCCUGGUGGGCUUCACCAGCAAGAAAGGAGGGAAGAGACUGAAGAUCGAUUUAAAGAAAGGUCCCGAGGGUCUGGGCUUCACAGUGGUGACCAGGGACUCGUCUGUCCACGGUCCUGGUCCUAUCCUGGUCAAGAACAUCCUGCCACGCGGGGCCGCCAUCAAAGACGGACGCCUGCAGUCAGGUGAUCGGAUCCUGGAGGUGAAUGGAGUGGACAUCAGCAGGCGCAGCCAGGAGGAGUUGGUGUCCAUUUUGAGGGGCACCAGACAGGGAGACUGUGUUGCUCUGCUUGUGGCCAGACAGGAAGAUGUUUUCCUGCCCAGAGAACUGAAGGAGGAGGAGGCACGUGCUGUCCUGCUGUCUGAGGAAGGGAAGGAGCAGCUGAUGUUUGAGGUUCCUCUGAAUGACACAGGGUCCGCUGGUCUAGGCAUCAGCCUGAAGGGUAACAAGUCCAGGGAGACAGGAGAAGACCUGGGCAUCUUCAUCAAGUCCAUCAUCCAUGGUGGAGCUGCGUACAAGGACGGUCAUCUGCGUGUCAACGACCAGCUGAUAGCGGUGAACGGAGAGUCUCUCCUGGGGAAGUCGAACCAUGAAGCCAUGGAGACCCUGAGGAGAUCCAUGUCUAUGGAGGGGAACUUGAGGGGCACGAUACAGCUGGUGGUGCUACGAGCCCUGGUCCAAUCAGAGGAUCCAUUUGUCCCUUCGAACCAGUCUUUUGAUGCCUCUGUCAGCUGCCCAGCCAGAUCAGCUAACAACUCAGCCCAGCUGCCUGUGGUCAACAACGUCGUCUAUGAGAGAUCUAAUGUCUUUAAUGGAAGUUCCGCCCACGUUGGUGAAGAGGAUGAUGACGAGGAGCUGACUCUUAUAUCUCCCCGUCAGGAAGCCCUGAGUCUUGCCCCAGGGGAUAGCUCCACUAGGCCCAUCCCUAGACCAGCCCCAGGGGAUAGCUCCACCAGGCCCAUCCCUGGGCCAGCCCUGGGGGAUAGCUCCACCAGGCCCAUCCCUGGACCAGCCCCAGGGGAUAGCUCCACCAGGCCCAUCCCUGGACCACAGCUGGCCCAGUUUCAGUACCACCACACCAAGACCUCCAAGACCUCCAAGAGCAUGGACCUGGUGGCAGAUGAAAGCAACGUGGGAUCACUAGCAGGCCACAGGUCAGAGCCCUCCCCGGCCGUGGACCUUGGUCCUACCUUGGGUUUGAAGAAGUCCAGUUCUCUGGAGAGUCUGCAGACGGCCAUGUCAGAGGUCAGGAAGACUGAGCCCCUCCCCUUUCACAGGCCACGCCCCCACAUGGAGGGGAGGGGCUGCAACGAGAGCUUCAGAGCGGCCAUUGACAAAUCUUACGACGGACCAGCUGAUGAAGAUGAUGAUGACCUGUCAGACCAGAGUUCAGGAAGGGACACCCCUGCCAGCGGCUCCUCUCGCCAGGGCGUGGGGGAAGAGGAGAGGCAAGACAAGAAGAAGAAGGCCAAAGGAACGAAGAAAGAGAAGCAGUCCAACAGCAAAGGAAAGAAGAUAACGGAGGACGUGGACGAGUCAGACAAGAAGGCCAAGAAGAAGAAAGGUUUUGGUUUACUGAGAUUUGGAAAGAAGAAAGAUGCGAAGGUAAAGAAAGCAGAAGCCAAAGCCACGCUACAGAGACAGAAAUCCGAGGUUCUGAGUGAAGAGGAGCUGGAGAGGAUGAAAGAGGAGAGAGAACGGAUCGAGGCGAAGCACGCAGAGCUGAGGGAGCGUCAGGCCAGAGAGAAAGGACCUCUCCCUGAUGUUGAGGAUGAUUACAUGGACCCCAACUACGCACGCAUCAACAACUUCAGAGACAACUCCUCCCCUACAGCAGAACCCGCACCCCAUCUCCCCAACGCCCGCCACCCCACGGCCUCGGCCCAGGCCCCUCCCACGGCAACGAGCCAUCCAAUAAGGACCCCAUGGACGGGCUGUACGCCAAGGUCAACAAGCAGAGACAAGCCCCGCCCAUGGCCGACAGGUGAGACAGGAUCCCGGCUGCUGUAG